This is a messenger RNA of Haplochromis burtoni (Burton's mouthbrooder), 2124 nucleotides long. Its product is annotated as transmembrane protein 182. Gene Ontology annotation, cellular component: membrane. The record is from RefSeq and is a predicted model, not a curated record. NCBI's taxonomy places the organism in Eukaryota, Metazoa, Chordata, Actinopteri, Cichliformes, Cichlidae. The transcript is spliced from 5 exons. Bases 141 to 944 code for a protein of 267 amino acids.
AAAAGGGAAGCCCUGUGUAGAGUGUCAUGCGUAAUCGACAUGUCCAGCCUCUUAGGAGUCUAUCAGACUUUUUAAACAUGACAUGCUAAUAGAGUAAGAAAGAGAAGCACCGAGACGGAGGAAUCUGGAAAGAUUUAAACAUGUCGUCCAGCCUGAGGUUGAAGGUGCUCCUCUUCUUUGCUCUAUUCUUUGGAGCAACAGGGUUUCUCUUCCUGAUUCUCUCCUGUGGGACUGAGUACUGGCUGCUGGCUGCAGAGUCCUGCAGCAACCCCGGAGAACACAGCCUGAGAGACGGGAAGAGCAACGUGAAGAAUUCACAGGGUGUGACCAUUUUCCAUGAGGGUCUGUUCUGGCGGUGCUCCUACACGGCCUUUUCUCACGAUUACUCAAUAUGGGACCUUUGGAUCUCAAACCAGCCUCUACCAAAAGUGUGCGAGGUCGCUUUCCUCUUCCCUUUUCCUGCUAACAAGCCGGUAGAGCUGUGGGAUGAGCCGCACAAGUUUCCUGGACAGCCUGUUGAACGCAAUGCGGCCACUGUUUUCAGGAUCUGCUGGACCAUCUUCUUCGUCAUGGGUUUGGCGGCGAUCAUCAUCGGUGGAUUUGUUGUCAUCUGUGCCGGCCCACUGACCAACCACAAGCUCUAUAAAGUGGGCGGGGCUCUACAGCUGCUUGGCGGCGUGUGUCUGUUCAUCGUGGUGGUGAUGUAUCUGAUGUGGAUCCAGGUCCUGGACACUCUGGAUCAGUUUACCCUCCACCAGAAAGCCUCUCGCUGCCCGUCUUUCCAUCUCAGCGUCCAGCACGGCCCCUCGUUCUUCCUGGCUCCGGUGGCCGUCUUCUUCUGCCUACUGGCCGGCCUCCUCUUCGUCCUGGUCGGACGAAGCAUCGAGAGUAAAGAGCUGGACAGCACGGACAAAAUCUCGGAGAUUUCGACAGAUGAGCUGUGAAUACAGACAGUCGACUUGUUCAAAAGUUCACCGCUCCACGUGUCUGGAGUGAAAUGCCGUGUGCUUGGUGUGUAGAUGAGUUGCAAAUGUGGAGCUGAUGAUGCUUGAGAAGAAAAACAAAUGGUUUGUGGCUUAAAAUCAGUCACAGGAGGCUCCUGACGAAUCUGAUUUUGUCUUGUACCAUCGACUGAAUGCUGUGAUUUUUAGUCUUUUUAGUUGUCUCUUGUGUAGCAGCACUGUAAGCAUUAAAGAAAUGCUUACAGAGUCCUGGCCAAUGAUAUUCAUGCUGUUACCAUCCUUUAUAUACAGUUUACAGUCCAUUCAGAUGAUAGACUGUAUAUAAAAGCUGGACAUAACCAAUGUGAUGUCAAGCAUUGGCAUUUGAACUUUCCUUUUUGAAGACCUAAUGUUAUCAUGGCGCCAGAAGUGACCAUAUCUGGAGUGCUAAGUGAUUAGCUUGGUUAGUAAGCUUGCAUUCAUAAACUGCACAUAUCUGCUAAUUAGUACUAAAGAAAUACCAGAAUUUAAUUCACCAAAACUAAAUCAGGCUUCAUUAUUAAUCAGAUAAGUUGAUUUAAAGUUAUCCAAAAGGCAUCAGGACCACAAACACAGAGGAGAUGUUGAGCUUCGUGAGGCCUCGAAGAAAGCUAAUCGCUACAACUGCCUGAGUAGGCUUCAAGCUCCUAUUUGAAAAUUCAUUCAACAGGACUGUUGUUUAAUUACUGUAAAGUUGAGCAUUACAACAGUCUGUUUACAUCAUAACAUUAUAACAGUAUAGCUCACACUGAGUCAUGUCGGCUUCAUUUUUCAGGUGGCCGCCACUUCAUCUAAAGUGGAAAUGUUGAUUGUGUUGUUGCUGUGGGGGAAAAAAGAAAUAACUGUGUGUUUGUUUUUAAUACAGUGACAUUUGAUUGACUAGUCAAAUGGUUUAUGCCAUUAUAUUUUUCUCUGAUCUCGUUUUGGUUAGAGAUUUAUUUUGUUUUUAUUUUAAUUUACGUGAUCGUAUCGCGUGUGCUUGAAUUACUGUUUACCUCAUUGUUGAUACAUUCUUUUGUUGUAAUUGAAAAAAAUAUACAAUUACACAAUAUAAAAAGUUAAGAGAGGGCAUCAAACCAACGUUCAUACAGGACAAUUUUCAACACAUCAAAAAGCAUCAUUUACAUUAAAGGCCUAAACCUUG